Molecule: messenger RNA, 615 nt
Organism: Leptosia nina
Lineage: Eukaryota; Metazoa; Arthropoda; Insecta; Lepidoptera; Pieridae
Source: the annotation of a GenBank genome assembly
AUGUCGGCACCGCAACAGGGUUUUGUGCCUGAAAAGGUUCAGGAAGUCAACCGGCGCUCGUCCCAGGACGACAAGCGACCAGAGAACGCUCAGAAUGACAAAGAGAAGGAGAAACCCGAACCGCCGAGAGCGGAAAGCAAGAACCCGUUUUCUCCCAGCGUGUACCGGGGAAGAACGGCCGGCCAUUUUGAAAUGGGUCCUCGCGGCUUAGAUUACUCCCCUCACCGGAUGGGACUGGAGUUUUCCAACCGGCUCCGGGAUUAUGGGCCGCAGAGGUCCUCGUCCAUACAUGGACAUGAACUCACGGACGGUCCCAUGAAACCUGAAUAUUUGGGACAUCGAAGCCACUUCGGCAGUCAAAUAGUGCCCGGCGGGAUACACCCUGAUGUCGUCUAUCGGCAGGAGUACUACGGUCAGGUGGGAUUCCCCCCGACAAGAACGCCUCGUUUCUCGUCGCAGGAGUAUCUGAAUGCGCCCGCGCAGUACGGAAGGUGGCAGGACUAUCGCGUCGAUUACAGGCAGCGCCGCCGGUCGCAACAGGACCUACAUUCUAUAGAGCACAGUCCUGAAUCAGGUAUUGUUGUCACAAAAAUUCGCGUUCUUUUUUGUAUAUAA